AUGCAGACCACCAGGGCCUCGAUGGCCCUUAAGCAGCCAAUUCGUCUUAUGCCUGGUGUGCCAGUGCGCCUGCCAAUUGGCUGCUUGCGGACCCGGCCGACCCUCCGUCCGUUAAACGCGGCUGCGCCGGUGGAGGAAGUCCAGUAUGAGGAGACGUUUACGAUUGAAUCAGAGGAGCCGAACACGAAGGCAUUCCCAUAUCCAUUGCCAAAGGACUCGGGUCAACAGCUUUUGUCCAGCAUCCCCUUGAUGCUACUGUAUCCCGGCUUCCUGGCUGCUGUCGCAGCAGCCGGUUAUGGUGGCUCGCUUCUGGGUCGUGCUGCACCGGUUGACCCAAGCGCCAAGGAUGUGGCCGCGUACGGCACUGCGGCCGUGGCAGCCGCCGCCGUGGCAUACGGCUGCGUGCAGGCGAAGCGCAAGCGCGACUCUGCGGCGGUUGUGGACCUGUACAACGCCCUCGUGGAUUUGCCGGACGCAACCGACCUCACGCCGGAGACCGUCUCAGACGUUGGAUCCAAGUACGGCAUCAACUUCCAAAAGGACGAGCUUGACGGUCUGAAGCGUAUCUACGGGCAGUACCUGGAGAGCGUCAUUCCAGUCGGCGACGUGCAGCUCAAGGGCGAUGAGGCUGCCAAGGUGGCUGCAUUCAAGGACAUUCUGGGUCUGGCUGACGAGGACGCGGCCCCGGUGCAUAUAGAGGUCGGCCGCCGCUUUAUGCGCGAGGGCUUCGAGACCAAGGACCGCAACGCCGUCUUUGAGAAGCGCAAGGCCUUCCAGCGGCUGAUCUACGUGUCCCAGGUUGUGUUUGGCGAUCAGAAGGCCGCGUUCCUGCUGCCCUGGAGGAGGACAUUCAACCUCAAUGACGCGCAGAUCUUUGUAGCUCGACGUGACAAUGCGCGGGCCAUCUUCAGGCAGUACCUGGAGGCGCGCGGCGGAAUGCUGCCGGCGGAUAGGCACGUCCUUCGUGAGCUUCGUGAGAAGCAGACGGCCAUCAAGCUGAUGGAUGAGACGGCGGCGGAGGUGGUCCGUGAUGCAGCACGCCGCACCAUCGAGUCCCACCUGACUCGGGCCAUCGAGGUGGCCAAGUCCACAGGUAAAGAGCUGACGUGUGCGGGCAAGGCCCGCGACAUUACGUUGCUGGUUGAGGAGGUGGAUGCCGUACUGGAGUACGACCGCAAGCUCGUCAAAUACGGCAGUGAGGACGAUCUUGUGGCGGGUCUGGGCAUGGUGACUUUGCACGGUGGGGCUCUGGACGGCGAGGGCCGCACCCGGGACCUCAAGGACGUGUUCAGGCUGUACCUGGAGGAGAAGCUCAACCGCGCGGGUGAGUUCAGCGCCCAGAUGGAUGCGGAUGCGGCCGAGCUGGCCACCAUCAUGUGCAUGGGGGCCAAGGAGACUCAGGCGCUGAGGGACGAGGUAUCUGCUAAGCUCUACCGCAGGCUGCUCAAGGAGGAGGUCACCAGCGGCCGUCUUGACUCCGCCACCAGCCCUGCCAGCGUGCUCCAGUCUCUGUGUGACAAGGUGCGGUUCCGGCCCGAGGCGGCUCUGGAGCUGCACCGGCAGCUGUACAAGGCCAAGCUGAGUGCCCUGCUGGAGGCGAGGAGGGGCCACGGGGGCCUCACAGAUGGGGACGUGGAGGACCUGAAGCGCAUCCGCCGCAUCCUGUGCCUGCCGGCGGACGUGGCCAAGAAGGUAAUGCGUGAGACUGCGGGUCGUGAGUUUGAGGAGCUGGUUGGUGAGAUCUACCUGGCGGGUGCCAAGCCGCUUGGCAGCUACGAGGCUGAGCGGGUGGACCGGGCGCUGAAGGAGCUGAGACUGGACAGCGAUGUGGCGGUGGAGGUUAUGGCACAGAUCACGCGCGAGCGCUUCCGGUCUUACGUCACUCAGGCGCAGCGUGAGGGCAGUCGCGACCGGCGGGAUUUCGCUGCCUCCGUCAAGAAGCUGCUGCAGUUCAAUGCGCUGAUGGUGACGCCGCUGCUGGAGCGAGUAAAGGGGGUGGAUGCGGCGAAGAAGGAGCUGGCAGAGAUGCUGCUGAAGGCGGCUGAGGAGGCCAAGAAGGAGGAGGCCGCUGAGGCCGCUGCUUCCGGUGCUCCCGCCCCCCCCCCUCAGUCCACUGAGGAUGCCGUCACGCAGGUCCGCAAGGCCAUUCAAGCCAACCGCGGCGAGUUCAGUGAGGAGGAACGUAAGGCCCAAAAGGAAAUUACGCUCAAGGAUGAUUUGGAGCCCGCUAUGCGUUCCGAAAUCUACAAGAACUACCUGAUGUACAGCAUGAGUGGCGAGGUGGUGGAGCUGCCGGUGGGCGGUGUCAUCCGGAAGAAGUCCAGUGCACAGGCGCGACAGGCGGAGAUGACUCGUCUGCAGGCCCUGGCUGACGUGUUGGGUAUGAGCGGUGCUGAGGUGAUGUCGGCGCAGUCGGAUCUCGCAGAGCAGGCCUACAAGGCGCAAGCCUCCGAGGUCAUGCGCACGGGUCCGCUGAACGAGGAGAAGAUCCAGUACCUCGAGGAGAUGCGGUCGCAGCUGGGUCUUAGCAAGGAGGUAGGCGACAAGGUGCUCAAGGCUGCCCGUACGGAAGUGUACGGCAGCUCUUCGGCCGCUGAGGACGGCAAGUGGACUGUUGACCGGGUUUUGGAGCUCCACAAGAGCGGUGGCAAUGUUGAGAACCUGAUGGAGGAGGUGACGAGGAGGAAUCUGUUCCGCCGGGAGAUUAUCAAGAAGGUCACGGACGGCUCGGGCGACGCCGACUCGAAGCACUUCCUGCAUACCCUGCCCGCGGCGCUGGCACUGCCAGCCAACAAGGUCCGUCUGAUCGUGAAGGAGGAGGUGUCCACCCGCAAGCGCAUGUUGCUGGUGCAGGCGGUGUCGCAGUUCCGACAGCGGCGAGUCAACGAGGCGGUCACCUCGCUCCAAAACCUGCUCAGCUGCGUGGCGCUGAUGCCGGAGGAGGGGGCCAUCCCCUGGAAGGAGCGCGGGGAGCUGCAGGAGGUGUACGGGCUGUACUGCGCAAAGGAGGACUCGGCCUCCAAGCGGUCCACGUUGCAGUCCGUGUUGGGACUGAGCGAGGAGGAGGCGGUGGAGAUUGCCGCCACCGCCUCCGUGGACUCGGCCGGAAAGAAGAAGGCCACCACCGGGACGUUCACGGACGACGACGACGACUCGUCCUUCUUUUGA
Messenger RNA from Volvox carteri f. nagariensis, 3168 nucleotides. RefSeq lists its product as uncharacterized. The record is from RefSeq and is a predicted model, not a curated record. Gene Ontology annotation, cellular component: TOC-TIC supercomplex I. The coding region runs from base 1 to 3168 and encodes 1055 amino acids. NCBI's taxonomy places the organism in Eukaryota, Viridiplantae, Chlorophyta, Chlorophyceae, Chlamydomonadales, Volvocaceae. The transcript has 22 exons. Gene Ontology annotation, biological process: protein import into chloroplast stroma.